ACAUGCGCGGUGGCGCCGAGGCGAGGUCGCGGCAGAGCCGGGGCGCGGCGGGUUCCGGGCCGGGCUUCCCAGGACCGAGCUGGACAGGCGGCUCCGGCCGAGGCGCGGUGCUCUCUGGCACCGGACGUGGCGGGGCCAAGGCCCCUCCGCAGCGCGGGGCCGAGCCCGCCACGCAGGCGCCGCGGCCGCCGCCAUUGUUGCCCCGGGCCUCUCGGGCCGCUCCGCUGCGUGUCCGCGGGUUCGGCCACAGGAUCUCUUAACCAUCCCUAAAAGUAAGACUGCUAACUCUGCCUUGACUCUGUUCUGCCCCUGGCUGCAGCAGCCCUGGAUAAAUGUCUUUGUGGCUCUAGCAUUCGACUCCAAACAGUUGGCUCACUCCUGGAGAAAUAAAGGCUGUUGCCAGGUUGGCUCUCCUGUCUGUAGCAAUGUUCUCCCCGGGCAAGAGGACAGCCAGUUCUUCCCGUGCCCAGGUCCUUCUAACGUGGAAACCAGACAAGGCUCAGGGUGGACCCCGAAAUGCUGAGAAGGAAAUCCUCGCCGCAAGACUCUUGCGUGACACUGAGACCUGUCGGCAGAACUUUAGGAACUUUCCGUACCCAGACCUGGCUGGUCCUCGGAAGGCAUUGAAUCAGCUCCGAGAGCUCUGCCUUAAGUGGCUAAGACCCGAGAUUCACUCUAAGGAACAGAUCCUGGAGCUGCUGAUUCUGGAACAGUUCCUGACCAUCCUGCCUGGGGAGGUUAGGACUUGGGUGAAGUCCCAGUACCCAAGGAGCAGCGAGGAGGUGGUGACUCUGGUGGAGGAUUUGACUCAGAUUCUAGAGGAGGAAGCUGCUUCUCAGAACUCUGCCCUUUCUCAAGAAACCCCAGAGGAAGACUCCAAAGGAAGACAAGCUUUCCAGGCAGGGUGGCUAAAUGACUUGGUGACCAAAGAAUCCAUGACGUUCAAAGACGUGGCUGUGGACAUCACCCAGGAGGACUGGGAGCUCAUGCGUCCUGUGCAGAAGGAGUUGUACAAGACUGUGACGCUGCAGAACUACUGGAACAUGGUUUCUCUGGGACUUACAGUGUACAGACCAACUGUGAUUCCCAUAUUGGAAGAGCCGUGGAUGGUGAUCAAAGAAAUUUUAGAAGGCCCUAGUCCAGAAUGGGAAACAGAAGCCCAAGAGGGUCCUCCAGCAGAAAAUAUUUCUAAACUCACAAAGGAUGAAACCAAGCCCAUCAAGCUGGAAGAACCCUAUGAUUAUGAGAACACAAUGGAGGGACAGGCAACAGGGACCUUCAGGAGGAUUCCCACCAAGAGAGAUUUCAAUUUGAAGUCAGUCCUUUCACAAGAAGAUGAUCCUACAGAAGAGUAUUUUAGUAAAUACAGUAUAUAUACAAGUAAUUUUGAAAAGCAUCCAAACCUAAUUAUACAGUUUGGUACCCAGUCGGAUGAUAAAACUUUUGUGUACGAUGAAAGGGCAGCCUUCAAUCAUGUCUCCUAUGGGAUCGUACACAGAAAAAUAUAUCCUGGAGAGAAGCCUUAUAAGUGUAACGUGUGUGGAAAGAAGUUUAGGAAAUACCCAUCCCUCAUCAAGCACCAAAGCAGCCAUGCCAAAGAGAAGUCUUAUGAAUGUGAAGAGUGUGGGAAAGAGUUUAGACACGUCUCAUCCCUCAUUGCACAUCAGAGGAUGCACACGGGAGAGAAGCCGUACGAGUGCCACCAGUGUGGGAAAGCCUUCAGCCAGCGUGCACACCUCACCAUCCACCAGAGGAUCCACACGGGAGAGAAGCCCUACAGGUGUGAUGACUGUGGGAAGGACUUCAGCCAGCGUGCCCACCUCACCAUCCAUCAGAGGACACACACUGGCGAGAAACCCUACAGGUGCUUGGAGUGUGGAAAAACCUUCAGCCACAGCUCAUCGCUGAUUAACCACCAGAGAGUCCACACUGGAGAAAAACCUUACAUAUGCAAUGAAUGUGGGAAAACAUUCAGUCAGAGCACACACCUCCUUCAACAUCAAAAGAUACACACGGGAAAGAAACCAUAUAAAUGCAAUGAGUGCUGGAAGGUGUUUAGUCAGAGUACUUACCUGAUUCGACAUCAGAGGAUUCAUUCUGGAGAGAAGUGUUACAAAUGCAAUGAGUGUGGGAAAGCCUUUGCUCAUUCCUCAACUCUUAUUCAGCAUCAGACUACUCACACUGGAGAGAAGUCCUAUAUAUGCAAUAUAUGUGGGAAAGCCUUCAGCCAGAGUGCAAAUCUCACCCAACAUCAUAGAACACACACUGGAGAGAAACCCUAUAAGUGCAGUGUGUGUGGGAAAGCCUUCAGCCAGAGUGUACACCUUACUCAGCAUCAGAGGAUCCAUAAUGGAGAAAAACCCUUUAAAUGCAAUAUAUGUGGGAAAGCGUAUAGGCAGGGUGCAAACCUUACUCAACAUCAGAGGAUUCACACCGGAGAGAAGCCCUAUAAAUGCAAUGAAUGUGGGAAAGCAUUUAUUUAUUCUUCAUCACUUAACCAACAUCAGAGGACUCAUACUGGAGAAAGACCCUAUAAAUGUAACGAAUGUGACAAAGAUUUUAGCCAGAGAACAUGCCUUAUUCAACACCAGAGAAUUCACACGGGAGAGAAGCCCUACGCAUGCCGUGUAUGUGGUAAAACCUUCACCCAGAGUACAAACCUCAUUCAGCAUCAGCGUGUCCAUACAGGUGGCAGACACCGUAAUUAAUGCACACAGGAGACUCCACUUAGGUUUUAAACCUUAAAUUUUCUUUUGUAUUCUGUGUGUUUAAAACAUUACUCAAAAGAGGUGCAAUAUAGGUUAGCUAUCACUCAGAAGAAGCAUCAGAAUUAGUAAUGUGGGUAUAACCUAUUUAAAUUUAUUGUGAAAUUUAAGAAGAAAACAUUCACUUCCUAACCUUUAUUUGAUACCAGUUCGGUUCAUUCCAGAAGGAAAGCUUAGGAAAGUAAGAGUACUCAAAAAUUUGUAACUCAACUCUGUGCUUGAAGUACUUCUUAAUGAGGCCUUAUGUGUGUAACUUGGGAAAGCGUCCAUCCAGCAGAGAUUUCACACCAGGAGUAAUCCCAGGGCAACAGGAAUGAAAAAGCUGCUUUCAAGCCUUUGGUUCUUCCCAGCUUUGAAGCCUUAAAUAUUGAAAGGGUCCCCUCCCCCCUUUUUACUUCCCUUUUCUAUUAUGCCAUAACCACCAUGUGGAGCCAGUAGGUUAAAAAAAAAAAAAAAUAGAUCAGAGUAUCUUAAAGGUUUCUCUGUGACCACUGUUUAAUUACACUUUUCCUCAAAUGCUGAAAGGAAGUAUUUAAGUAUUAAAGGAAGAGACGCUUAAUGAUGAUCUGUAAGGAUAGAGAAACUAAUGUGUAUAUAACCCUUAAACAUAUGUACAGAUUUAGUUAAACAGUCAAAAAUUAAACACCCAAUCUUAAUCUUUAAAAAACCACACUAGCCUUAGUUUCACUAGGUUUUGACAACUGUCAUCUGGAAGCAAAAAACACAAUUGCUUUUGCUUUUUUUUUUUUUUUUUUUUUUUUUUUUGGCUGCAGUUCUGAUUCGACCCCUAGCCUGGAAACUUCCCUAUGCUGUGGGUGUGGCCCUAAAAAGAAAAAAAAAUCUUUUUUCCCCACCUGUCUCCUAAAUUCAUAACCUUAAGUGUUCCCCUGUGACUGACUUUCUGUAGAAAGUCCAUUUCUUCCAUGGAAACACAUUUCUUGAGUACUUGCUAUGCUUAGGGCCCAGACUUCCUAAUGGGAUCCUUUCAGGACUUACUGUGCUGAAAACCACACAUAAUUUAAGCGACAGAAAGCUUUCUGAAGUAAUGAAAGAUAACAAAGGGAAAGACAUGGUCUUAAGUCUCACGUGUGAUGGAAUGAACAUAAGAAACCUGCUAAGAUAGGUUGCCCAGUGCAACCACAUUAUCUUAGACAAGGAAGUUAAUGAAAGAAGCUGUUUAAAUAGCAUGAGAAAAUUAGUGGAAAAUAGGCUUAAGUUUAGUGCAGAAAGUGAAUCAGGAAAAAAACUGAAGACUUAAGGAUGAGGAAAGAAAAUACAGAGGUGAGUGUUAGAACUGAAAUUACUGGAUGUGGUUUACCUAAGAAAAUAAGAGUGACGAAUUGAAUAGAAAGGCAAAAUUCAGCCUGUUUAUAAGAACUAAAACUAAAAUGACUGAUUUCAAAAGAAUAGUUGAAAUUGGUACUCCUCAUACGUUUAAGUAAAAUAGAGAUUACUCUUAAAAUAACAGGAGAAAAGUUUCAUUGGAAAAAUUAUUGAUGCAGAAGUCAUCAUUGGUGCAGUGAUUAUUAAACAGUAAUAACUGAGUUUGUGGGGUCCCAAAGAGCCUAAAAAAAAACUGGCCGAAAGGCAAACAGGUAGAAAUACCAUUGUAUUUACUAUCCACAGCAUCCCACUAUCAGACUUUAAGACCAUGUUCUGAGAGUUGGCGUUUUUUAUCUAGCUCUUGAUUCUUUCUUGAUUCUUGUGUGUGUGUGUGUGUGUGUGUGGUGUGUCUUUUUUUAGGGCUGAACCCGAGGCAUAUGGAGGUUCCUAGGCUAGAGGUCGAAUUGGAGCUGUAGCCAUUGGCCUACACCACAGCCACAGCAACUCAGGAUCUGAGCCGCAUCUGCAAACUGCACCACAGCUCACAGCAACGCAGGAUCCUCAACCCACUGAGUGAGGCCAGGAAUCAAAGCUGUGUCCUCAUAGAUGCUAGUCAGAUUCGUUUCCGCUGAGCCACAACAGGAACUCCUAUCUUGCUCUUGUUUCUUUAGUGCCUUGCCUGUGGUGGGUGGUCAAUAGGUGUUGGCUGAAUUAAAGAAUAAAUAAGUAGUUAAGUUAGACUUGAGUAGUAAGGUGGAAGUGACUGACAUGGAGUAAAAUUGACAAAAUCUAAAAUACUUUUUAUGCAUAUGUGCAAGAAAUACUUAACAAAUAUUUGUCAUUUGUUGGUAAUAGGAAGUUCUAAACAAAUAAUCUGGAAGUUCCCUUGUUAAAGAUCUGGCUUUGCCACAGCUGUGGCACAGGUUGCAACUGCAGCACCAGUUAAUCCCUGGCCAGGGAACUUCCAUAUGCUGUGGGCUCGGCCAAAGGGAAAAAAAAAAGUGAAGAAUUCGAGUCCCCAAAUCUUACAGUGGGGAUGUUCCUAAAGAAAUCAUGAGACAUCUUUGCACAGGAAGUUUUUCUGAGCUAGAUGAGGAAAAACUGGUAUAAGUUCUGGUGCCAUAAAUGCCAAUGUAAGCAUUUAGUGACCGUGCAGCUUCAUUUGGAUGUUGGAGAGACCUGAGGCAGGUGGCGAAGGACCUGGUGUGCUGGCAUCUUCAAGGCUUUGUUGUUGAGUGUCUUCUUCAGGAAGUUGCUUUUCUCUUGUCCUCAAAAUAGUUAAUCCUUGAUGGCAUGGAAUCAUCCUUCACAAAGCGCUGGUUAUCUCCAGGUUGCAUAAUACUCAAAUUAUGCUUCUGCCAUAUAUCAUGUUAAAAAAUAACUAUUGUAUUUAGGAUGCAAUUUUUAUAAUACCACUUCAUACCUUACACAACACUUUUCUCCUGGAAUGAAUGUGUGGAGUAUUACAGUCCUUAGCGCCUUUCUUUGCAUUACUUUGUAUUUCCUACCUUUGUGUGUUUUAUGUAAAUAAUGCAUUUAUAAGGUCUUCCACUGAAACACUGAGGCAAUUGAUGCCCUUAUAAAAUAUAAUAAUAGUGGAGAAUCCUAGAUCUUUGUGCUUUUCCCACUUUUACAGUUGUCUGAUCGACACUUUCAUGUUUUUUAACAGAUGGUCUUAUUUUCCACAACUUUUUACUAUGAAAAUGUUCAAAUAUACAGAAAGGUUAAAGAAUAAAACAAACUAUAUAUCUGCCACCUAGAUUUUAAAAUUAACAUUUGCCAUACUUUUUAACUGAACAGUUGGAAAGUAAUUUACAGACAUGACAUUUCACCCCAAAACACUUAAGCAUGCAUCUCAUAAAAACAACAACAGUUACCAUUUACACAUCUCAAAAAUGAACAUUUAUUCCCAGUAUCCAAUCCUCAGUCCAUGUUUCCAUUUUCCAUGUUGAUCUGUUCACAUUGCACACGUUCUAUGUGAUUGUCUCAUCUAUCCAGAGCAGCUUCCUGCCUUUGAUUUUUUUUCCAGGACUUUAUUUUUUUUUAAUAGCGCAAGUCAGUUGUAGAAUAUAACUGAUUGUUAAAUGUGCUUUAUCUUGUUCCUGUAGUUUCUAUAAAUUAGCAGUUAUGGCCAAAGGCUUGGUGUAUUCAGGUUAGAUAUUUUUGACAUUAACGCUUCGCCAGAUGUAGUUCAUAUUGCAUCAUGUUAAUAUCUGGUUGACUCACUAUUUGUGAUGGCAAAUUUGAUCAUGCCUUCCCAACAUAAUGGUUAAUAGGUAAGCUGUGCACUGACACGGGCAGUGCACAGAUAGCUAGUUUACCAGGAACCUUUUACCUGGUGAUUUUGGUACCCAGUGAUGAUCUUUGCUGGAAUCAGUCAUUUCUUCAAGUUUUGCAAACUGGCGACUUUGUAAUUCUUUUGUUUUUUCCUACACUUAUUGACUGGCAUUGUGUAAGAAAUAACUUUCCUUCAUCAACUGGAAAUGCACUAGAGGCAGGGGCAUGCUUGUCUUUUUCCUUAUAUUACCAGUUUUCAGAGUAUGGAGUCACCGGCAGUGAUGACACAUGAGUCAGUGUGUCUCGAACAAUUAGGUUCCUUGUUUCUGAUGCUCUCAUUAUCCCAAGUUUGGCCAGUUGGACCCUUCAAGGAGCUCUUCUGCCCUUUGGCAUUCCUUCUAAUCUAGGGCACUUAACUGCCUUCUGACAAAGCUAUCUUAGAGUCACCUUGCACUAUGAAUGCCCAGAGAUGGGAUGAGCUAUUUCUCUAGGAAUCUCUGGCUCUUGUUGAUAGGCCGAAACUUAUGAGACAGGAUCUGGGCAGUAGGCAUGCUCACUGCUACUGGACAUGCUUAGCAAGUGGGCUGAGCCCUUCCGCCAUUCACCUGAGUCUGCAGCAAGGCAACUCUACCCUCCGUUCAUCAGUUACCUAAUGUCUAAUUAUGUAAUGGGAGCCAUAAUUACACACCCGGACAAAUGACUGAAAGCAAACAACUAAGUCUUGUUGAGCGUACAACUCAAUUGUAGAGAACCCAAGUGUUAGGUAGACUAGGAAGACCGCAAGCUUAAACACGAGAGGUCUUGAGCUGAGGCCAUCAGCACUGCGUUUCCAGAGGAAGGGAGCCUGUCAGUUAACCACGCAAAUGUGCUAAGCAGAGAGUAUUAGCAGCUAGCUGUAUGACACCUACUAUGUUGUGUGUGAACACUGACAUGUCCUAAUUUUCUGUAUAGAGAGGCUCAUCACCCUCCUUUCCAUCACCUUCCUUAAGGCAGGUCUGGAUCUAAAUUUCAAUUCUGAGGAUCUGUUUCAUGCAAAGUACUAGGUUUUCUUGCUGAAUUUUAUUUGGUCUUUAAAACUUAAAACCAUUCAUUCUUUGACUCUUGUCUUCUGGUAUCAAUUCACUUGCAUGUGCCUGUAACUGAGAUUUUGCCCUUUCUCUGUUUUCAUGGCUCUAUUUCACUUUAAUUAUUACCCCCUUAGGACACUACAGCCAUUAAAAAUGGCAAGCAUGUGCACUACAGUGAUGUGUAUAAAUGUGUGUGUAACCUCGUCAGAAGCACUGGGUGCUCUGUGGAUGGGGAAGUCAAGCCCAGGAUGCCUGAAGUCAUAUACACAGCGACGGAAUAAGGGCUGGAUCCAUGGGUUCUUUCUGUAAAAUCCUGUGAAAUGAAAACUCACAAAUACGGGCAGGGAGAGUGGCUUCUCGGCAGGAAGUCUUUCCACUCUAACCGUGAAGCUCUCAGGAAGCCCCUUCCCCAUCAAGAGUCCGCACGUCCGCCCGCGCGCAGUGCUCUCGCCCGCCCAGGGACGGCCCGCCAUCGAGCUGGGUGGAGGCGACGGCCAAAGCCCAAGUUCGCCUCCUUCAGGGAGGGUUUCAGACCAUCGCCGCGCCUCUCCGGACCCAGAGCUCAGGGACCCCGGCAUCCCAACAGUUGCAGGCUCACGGCCAGCUUCCGGGUAAAGGGAAUUCUGGGAUGCUGGGCGGGGCCGGGCACGCAGGCGCUCCUGGGAAAGGCCGACGCGCCCACCUGCGCAGGCGCACCGGCCAUUGUCGUGGCUCCGCCGGCGCCCCCCCGCCUAGGGCCUGCGUACUUCCUCGCGCGCUCUAGGCGGGACCUGGCGGCGGGAGGGAGCGGGAUGUUCCCGCGCAGCCCCAGGCUGCACCCAGGCACGUUUUCCCCGCGACACCUCUUCCGAGCUCAGCCUUCAGGGACCGAGGGGUUUGUUGACGCGGCUAAAGAUGGAGACUUUCUGUUUUUUUCGCCGCCCGCGGCAUAUGGAGUUCCAGAGCCAGGAAUCAGGUCCAAGCCACAGGUGCAAACUAACCGCAGCUGCAACAACGGCGGUCCUUAACCCACCCACGGUGCGGUACCAGGGAGCGAACCUGCAUCCCAGCGUUCCCAAGACGCCGCUGAUCCAGUUGUGCCACAGUGGGAACUUAGAGACUUUUUAAAUAUACCUUUUGCAUUAAAACAAUUCCUUAAUAUUAUCAACUGAAUGUUUAGAUUCCCCUGCUUGAUGUAAUUUCUUCUUGCGUUUCUUACAGUCUGUUUAUUUGAUUCAGGAUUCAACAAAGUUGCACCCUUUGAAAUUAAUUGAUACGUAACGAAAUCUCUUUUUCAGUCUGUAAGUUCUCUGACAUUUCUCUUUUUUUCUUUCAAUGUAUUUCUUGGAGAAACUGUGUCUUUUGUCUGGUAGUGUUUCUCAGUCCAUACAGUGGUCUUAAGAUACUAAUACAGCAGUUUCAUUUUUUUUUUUUUCAUUUUGCUUUAUAAAAUUCAGGGAUUGCUUUUACUGCAUUUUGGCGUUAUAAUGAAGUAAAGUUUUUUUCAUGCCAGCAAGGUAAAAUCUACAAAACAAAGCAGAGAAAUCCAACUUCUAUCCCUGUAGGGUCUACACAGUUUCCUCUUUCCCCAAAGCUAACCAUUUUAAAAAUUUACAGUUUAUUCUUAAAAUUUUUUAAAUAUGAGAAAAUGUAUGCACACAUAGUCAACUCUUGGACAACGGGUUUGGGGCAGCAACCCUUCCAGGCAAAGCCACAUAUAACUUUGUAAUAGUUCCUUCCUCCCCUCAGUUCAGCACCCAUCCAUUGUAGUGUUGUAGUACACAUUUAUUGAAAAAAAAAGUCCACACAUAGGUGGACACACAGUUCAAACCAGUGUUGUUCAAGGAUCAGCUGUAUGUUCCUUCCACCCUUUCUUAGAAAGACUGUAACCUGUAUACACAUCUCUUCACCUCUUCCACAUAAAAAAUAUACCCUGGAGAUCACAGAGAUGGCCCUCAGUUCUUUUUUCACUGCUGCAUAUUACUGCAUUUGGAUGUAAGAUAGCAUAUUCCACUAGUCCUUUAAUGAAAGACAUUCAGGUUGUUUCUCAAAGGAGGCAAGAAAGGAGAAGUAUAGAUCAGGUGAGACAAGUAGAAAACAUGGCAAGAAGGAAUAUUUGAACCCAAGUACAUCUAUAAUCACAGGAGAUAAACGGAAUAAAUACCUCCAGUCAAA
Messenger RNA from Sus scrofa (pig), 9586 nucleotides. RefSeq names its product zinc finger protein 287 (gene ZNF287). Gene Ontology annotation, cellular component: nucleoplasm. Gene Ontology annotation, biological process: negative regulation of transcription by RNA polymerase II; regulation of immune system process; regulation of cytokine production. Gene Ontology annotation, molecular function: RNA polymerase II cis-regulatory region sequence-specific DNA binding; DNA-binding transcription repressor activity, RNA polymerase II-specific. Lineage: Eukaryota; Metazoa; Chordata; Mammalia; Artiodactyla; Suidae. The record is from RefSeq and is a predicted model, not a curated record.